Molecule: messenger RNA, 16386 nt
Organism: Mercenaria mercenaria
Lineage: Eukaryota; Metazoa; Mollusca; Bivalvia; Venerida; Veneridae
Exons: 43
Coding region: 62-7897 (2611 amino acids)
Biological process (GO): G protein-coupled receptor signaling pathway
Cellular component (GO): membrane
Molecular function (GO): G protein-coupled receptor activity; protein binding
Source: RefSeq, a predicted model, not a curated record
UUAAGUAUUAGUUCCAAACAGUAGGACAGAAUUAUCACGGAUAUUGCGAUGAAGGAAUAAAAUGGAAACGGACUGCUUAAAAAUUAUUUUAGCGCUGGCUUUCUUGGUAGAGGUUCACACAAUAGCGACAGACUUUAACUACACAGCAUGUAAAUGGUACAACUCGAAAUGUAUACAAGUCGACAGAAAAGAAUUUGCAGACAAUGUGACGAGCGAAUGGCCACCUGGACCAUAUGCCCUCAUAACACCAAUUGAUGGCUGUCCAGAAUCAAGCGUAAGAGGUUGGAGGCGUGGGUAUCUUUCUUUUACGUGGAGACGUCCACAUACACUAACAUCGGUCACUGAUUGUGAUUUAAAUCACAAAGGUUGUAUCCGCAAUUUAAUCCCAGAUACGUGGCCUGAGUUACAAAGUAACUUGCUGGGACCUUACAGUAAAUAUGCAUUGAGACUAAAUUUUUGCUUCAAGACUGGGAACAAGUCUGUUAUUGACGACAAACCAUUAUGGCCAGCUGGAUCCUACAGUGUGUUUGGUGACGGCAAAAGCUGCCCGGCAGGAUUGAAAAGCUCAGAAAGAAAAAUCAGACUUCCUUCAAUUACUGAAUGGACAUCAAAUGGACACCUUCCUGGUUUUUCGGUGAUAACAGAAGAUACAGACAGUUCUAUAACGCUUCUCCUUCAAACGUGUGAACAGCAGGCUAUUGAAAACGAUGCAAGAGAAUUUUUCCCCAUGGGAUCAUUUAUAUUCACAAAGAAUAAAGAGAAUGCAACCUGUCCACAUUUGCCGAACAAACACAUGGAAACUGAAAGCAUACAACUUCAUACAGAGGUCAACGAGAGUGUUGAAAUAUCACAAUUAUUUAUCAUAUGUUUCUAUCGUCCAAAUACGUUGACAAAUGAUUUCUCUCAAGAGUUAGGCAGAUAUCUUUACACGCCACCAAGCGCACUGCAUUUUCCUGGAAACCCAGCAUUUACAAUUUUUAACCCAACACUUACAUAUGGAGAAAAGAUUUCUACCCGAAUAGCUGAUUUACAGCAUAAAGAUAUGAUCACACUAAGUACGUUGCCACAUGAUUCCCAUUAUACAACGACACCAUGGUUACUUGUGGAUCUUGGUCGAAACAUAAUCGUUCUUGGAUUGCAAUUCACAAACUAUUCUCUGAAGGAAGUUGAAAGUGUAGGCUAUUUAGGCGAAUUAAAUAAAACAGUCAACGGAUACAUAUGUCAGAGAUGGGAUGCGCAGACUCCACACAGACAUAAUUAUACGAGUGAUUGGAAAUAUGAGAAAAAUUUCUGCAGAGAUCCAGAUAGCAGUGGCAAAAUUUGGUGCUUUAGUCAGUCUCUUUCCCUCCGAUGGGAAAUAUGUGCUGAAAAUGUUUUCGAGUUUAGAGAAAAGGUAGGACCUUUUUCAAAAUGUUUCAUCAGUGAAGACAGGUGGAGAAUAGAUGAGUUUGGAGGGAUAUCAUGUCAAUAUACAGUAUCACAUAACGAUGGCUCCUUGAAUAUCAACUUCCAAAGAGAUUUGGAAGGUCGUUAUGUUAAACUUGUGAGUCAUGAAGGCAUAGAAAGUUCAAAGUUUUAUAGUUCUGCAAAGAACGUCCAUGUUCUGACGUCGGAACAAAUUGCAUAUGCAGAUAGCAUGUGCAACAUUGACCUUGGAAUGGGUGAUGAACGUAUACACGACCACCAGAUUUCUGCAUCAUCAUGGCUUCCACAAUUUUUACCCACGUCCGGUAGACCAUUCUCUUCUGGAUGGUGCGCGGAUCCAUCUGAUAUGCAGCCAUACAUCGCGGUUGAUCUGGAAAAGGAUACAACAAUUGAAGGUAUCACUUUCUUUAACUGGGGACUAUUGAACGAAUACAUUUCUGAUGGUAAAUAUAAAAAGACAUAUAUGCACUUUGGAAGCAGUAAAUUGUUGGUUCACUACAGGAAUCGGCAGAACAAUACCUAUACAAAUAAGACUUACAGCUUGGACAUGUUUUUGCCAAUAGAUAUUCCACAGACAUUUCAUCACAAUCCAAUUCGAGCACGAUAUAUCAAAAUAUAUAUUACAGAGGCAAUAGCAGAAAAUUACAAAUGCCUUCGAUUUGAACUUCACGGAUGUAAGCAACGCGAUGAGAUUGCUCUUCCUGAAUUGGUAUCAACUAAAUGGAAUUUGGAACAGUCGAAAGAUGAGUCCAUCAUGCUUAACAAUGUAUUACAAAUUUUGAAUGAAGCUUGUGAAAUUAGUAACAUCGCCUACCCAGCACAUUACCUAGGAGGCUUUUCUUAUACAUGGAUCAUUGAUUUUCCUGAAGGCAGAUAUAUCCAACUUGUUUUCACAGAAAUGUCGUUGAGAAGAUAUGAAACACGUGUUUGGAACCAGUGCCAAGACAAGCUCGUAUUUUCCAAAACAAUUAAGGAUGCUAGCUUGUAUAUAGAUGAACGAUUCAACGGUUUAGUAUCAAGGAUAGAAACCGAUCUUACCUACAUGAUUUUAACAUUUUCAUUGUGCAUACCUACUUCAAAAAUAGAAAGGGUUGGAAAUGGUUUCAAAGCAAGUGUGAUGUCUAAAGCAAUACCAACAUGUUUUGCUGCAAGAAGACAAACGAACAACACUGUUCACACCGACUGCUUUCAACCAUCUAUGUACAUAACGUCUCGGUCAGUUCUUAAUUUCCCCGCCGCAAAUGUUCAUGAAAAGUGGAGUAUACAUGUCAAAAGGUGUUCAAUACAUUUGAAGGUUAUUUACUUUAAUGUGGAUUGCGACUCAGGUCAUUUAUUGACAAUCAUAGAUCGGUUUUCUGGAAACAGCAAAUAUUGUCAUUCCAAAAGGCCUCCAGCAGAUUGGUAUUCAGAUUCAGACACGAUUGAUAUCGUCUUUGAGAAAGGAAGCAUAUGGGGAUCUAAAGAAGGGUUCAAGGCGUUGUAUAGAACGCACAACAAAUCGAUUACUAAUUUAAUACUUUCAAAUAAAUACGCCAAAGAUUCUGCAUCGAAAAAUGCAGAGCAGUCAACGUAUCAAGGAUGUUCCGGGAUAUUCGGGAAGUGUUAUAAUAUAUACUCUGGAAAAGCUAGAUCAUGGAAUAAGGCGAGACAGGAAUGCUGGAAACGACAUUCAAGACUAGUUGCUAUUCAUUCUGAUGAUGAGCUUGAACUGAUUAAAUAUAUGCUACGAAACUUUAGGGAUGUCAACAUUGAAAAUGACACGCAAGAAACGGCUUUUCCUUUCGACAAUCCUGAUCCUAACUACUUUACUCACAUUGGUUUAGCUCGGACCUCAAUUGAAGCAGGAUUUAAUCUGCACUUAUGGGAGGACGGAUCUCCAGUAACAUUCUCAGCAUGGAAAGAAGGCGAGCCAUCGGCAACUAAUUCUGAUUGCACUCGUAUGAGCUUUCAUCUUUUUCAUACUAACAACACCUGGGAGGCGGAAAAUUGUGAAAAUGGACUGGCUAGCUAUUUCAUCUGCGAACAUAAUUUCAUGGACGCCGAAAUAAAUUCUUCAAAGUAUCGCUGUUAUACCACACACUCAGCAUAUUUAGGCCAUUGGAACAAAACAUGGUCUGGAAAGGUGUGUCAGUCAUGGAAUUCCCAGUUUCCGCAUGAUCAUGAAGCAUUUUUAGAUUCACAGUUUCCCGAUGGAUCAGUCGUGAACGCAGUGAAUUACUGCCGUGACCCGUACAACGAAGGAUAUCUAUGGUGUUUCACGAUGGACAACGUUACUAUAUUGGAACAUUGUAUAUUUGAUUACAGAUAUCAACUUUCGAAUUUUACAAGCGACAUCAUUCACUCAAAGAACACGUUCCGGUGCAAAAACGGCGUAACAAUUUCUCACAAGUAUUUAUGUAAUGGUAAACCAGACUGUCUUGACCUUUCUGAUGAGAUUAACUGCACACGUAAUGAGCAUCAACUUAUGCUGAAAAGAGCAUUUCCAGCUGACAUUAUGGAUAGAAAUAACACAUAUUCGCUGUUUCAUUGUGAAAGUAAAGAAUGGGUCUCGAUGUUGGCUAGGUGUGACAGAGUGAUAGACUGCAGUGACGCUUCUGAUGAAAUCAAUUGUUCCUUAAAUAAAAGUGUAUUUGAAGAAAAUGAAGCAAAGCAUGCAAUGUGCACCAAAGGUGAAUAUUCCUGCGGGGAUGGUAGCUGUAUACAUAUCAGUCAAAUGUGUGAUUUUAUUGUUGACUGUAUAGACGCAUCAGAUGAAACAUGCGUUUUCCAAUCAUGCUCGACAACUGAAUAUCGCUGUCAGAAUCAACAAUGUAUUCCCAAUGAGAACAGAUGCGAUGCAUAUGUAAACUGUCAAGAUGGUACAGAUGAAGAAAAUUGUGAUGCAGAUGAAUGUAAAGGAAACUCAUUUCACUGCGACAAUGUGAGAUGUAUACCAAGACGACUAGUAUGUGACAGAUAUGUUGAUUGCACGGACGAAAGUGAUGAAAUGUUGUGUGUAAAUGUAACCCAUUAUUCCUGUGAGGAAUGGUGGAAUGCAGGUUAUAGAAAAAAUGGAAUAUAUACUUUAGAAUCGACUGAAGUAGAGUGCAACUUUGAUGCAGUGAAUAAAUACGGAUUAGUUCACACAGUGUUUCGUAAUUUUAAAGAAUAUACUUACAGAAUGCCUGACUUCGGAUGGUCUAUGACCAUGACAACUGUAUUAAACAACUUGAAAAUUAUUGACACACAUUUUCAUAAUGAAAGCUACAGUUGUUUCCAGAAUAUAACCAAAUCAUGUAUUCCUGACUACGAAGCCAUAUCUGAUGUUGCGAGUUGGUAUCGAGAACAUAACUGCACCUGUAUAACUAGGACAGUGGUUCCAUAUAAAGACAGCCAUUUCAACAGUACACUUCAAUUUUGUGAUGCCCGAAGAUUGUUAGACGGGAAUAUUGGAAUCACCGUUUUCACGUCCAGUUCAAGCACUGGAAACAUAAUAAGAGCCUUUACUUACGAUGCCGAAAAUGUUACCUUUGGACCUGUCGUUUGUUCAAAUGUUGAGAAAUUGGAAAGUACAAAUGUGGGUUGCGGAGAGGAAAACAAGGUAUUUCCUGAAUCUGUACGAUGCGUUUUUGACAUUGAUUCCUAUGGUCUCAUCAUUGGUUGCAGAUCUGGACAACAUCUUCAAGGGUGUGAAAACUUUACAUGCCCAAAGAACACUGUUAAAUGUCCCGGUAGCUAUUGUGUGCCAUUGAAGUUUAUUUGUGAUGGACAGAUACAAUGUCCUGGUGGACAGGAUGAGAAGGAAUGUGGAUGUCAGGACGAUGAUCGUGAAGUUUUACUUCUGUACAAUGACACGAUAAGCAGAGAUGAAAAACAGAAGAUACUGAAAAUUGCGGCACAGUUUUACACAACUAACAGUAUUGUUAGGGAGCUACGCUACAAGGCAAAGUUUCGACCAGACAGACCUGAAUUUAACCAUCUUAUGCUAGAUAUUUCAGAUACAGUCGUUAAUCCAUAUAGCACCACCAAUAGGGGGAUUAUUUGCAACUACUCUGUGUUAGCAUCAGACUUUGUCAACAGCAUCAAAUUUUCCAAGACAAAGUCGAGAGGAAUUUUAUAUUUCCAAAAAUAUAAUGAAUCGGACUCUCUUGAUGGGAUGAUGUUUGAAAACAUUAGGUCAACCCCAGAGUUUCUGAUAUACAGAAUUAUACAGCUUCCAUUUGAUGAAAUGUUUAAUUUGAAGACAUAUCCAGUUAUUACAGAUAUAGUGAUAAAAUCUUUGGCGACAUUAGUUGCAGUUGGAUCAAAAUAUUUUCCGGCAUUGUGCAAAGAAGCAGCAAUGAUUUAUUGCCCAAAUGAGUAUAAAUGCGCGGGAAGUAAGACGUGUAUUCCUUUGGUGCAGAUAUGUGAUGGACAAGCACAGUGUUUGCAUGGUGAUGACGAACGAUAUUGUGAAUAUUCAUGUCCAGAAAACUGCACAUGCCUAGAAUACACAACAAAUUGUAGUUUUGCUGACGUAGACUGUAACACUUUACCUUAUGUGCACAGAAACUCCCGUUUGCUUGAAUUGAGCGGGAAUACUAGACUCCGGGACAUACUUGUAAAGCCAAUGUUAAGUUUCCCAUAUCUUGUAUCAUUGAAUAUUUCAAUGUGUGGCAUAGAGGACAUUACCGCAUAUGCAUUUAAAGCAUUAGCGAAUUUGAGAAUAAUGGACCUUAGCUUUAACAAUUUGAUGAGAAUUCCUUCUUUCGCAUUUAGUGGAUUGAGAAAGCUAAAAAUGUUGAACUUACUAGGAAAUAGGGACAUUCAUAUAUUUGAGCCGAAUUCAAUGACCGGUCUGUCAAGUAUAAGAAACAUUGAAAUUUCAGGUGCGAAUAUUCAUAAAAUUUCCUCUAAUACAUUCGCUGAUCUAGAUCUUGAUGAACUAAAAUUGCCUGAUAACAAUAUACAUGAAAUGGAGGACAACGUAUUUUCAGGUAUGAAUGUAAAAAUCAUCGACAUGGAAAAUACUAAAAUAACAAUCUUCAAUAAAGGUUUAUUCCAUGGUGCAUCAGGAAUAACUUCGUUACAUACACCUGCAUUUAAGUACUGUUGUGUUCGUCCGAACUAUUUAGCAGAUGCAGACUGUUUUCCUGAAAAAGACGAAUUUUCUUCGUGUGCAGAUUUGUUGCGGGUUUCUGCACUCCAGACAAUGCUUUGGCUUAUCGGAAUAUUCGCACUUUUUGGAAAUAUUUUGUCCGUCAUUUAUCGUUUAGUCUAUGACAGAGAAAGGCUGAAACUGGGUUUUGGAAUAUUUGUGACAAAUCUUGCUGUAGCAGAUUUCCUGAUGGGAAUUUAUCUUAUAAUCAUAGCAGUAGCAGACGCCGCAUACCGGAAAAGGUAUAUAUUUAUGGAUGACUACUGGAGGAAUAGCAUCUGGUGUACUCUAGCUGGAUUUCUAUCCACCGUUUCGUCAGAGGCCAGCGUUUUCUUUCUAUGUCUUAUUACAUUAGACAGGAUUUUAGUCACUAAGUAUCCAUUUGGUCAAAUACGUUUUAACACGAAAACUGCCGGAAAAUGUUCAGGUAUUGUCUGGAUGCUUUCAGUGUCCGUCGGUCUGAUACCAAUUGUAUAUGAAGAUUACUUUCAGGAUAAGUUUUACUCAAGAUCAGGCAUUUGCAUUGCAUUACCGUUAACCAGAGACCGGCCGCCAGGAUGGUUAUACUCUAUCAUCAUCUUUGUCGGACUUAACUUUGUUACAUUCUGUUUAAUAGCCAUUGGACAGGUCAUUAUUUAUUCGGAAAUUAAAAAGGCAACCUCGGGAAUAAGACGGACUACAAGACAGGAUAAAGAUGGAUCAGCACGACGGAGAGAACUUACUGUGGCAAGAAAUCUUUUGCUUGUUGUAACCACUGAUUUCCUCUGCUGGUUUCCUAUAGGUUGUAUGGGGACGAUGGCAUUGUCCGGUCACGUGAUUCCUGGUGAGGUGUAUGCCUGGACGGCUGUAUUUAUACUUCCCGUAAAUUCUGCGCUAAAUCCAGUUCUCUACACGUUAACAGCUAUUCUUGGAAAGAAAAAAGAGCACGCGCGACAAGAUGCGCUACAAUGUAUACCCAUCAACUCGCCACGCAGAGUCAAGACAACACUACCAUUCAUCAGACUGUUUCGAUAUGGUCUCACAAAGGCAGAUGGUCUUAGUAAGACAUUUGUAAGUUUAGACGCUCUUCGCAAACAAGACAUCAAUCUCACAUCAAAGGAUGUUCUAAAAAUAGCCCAGAAUUUGUCUCGUUGUCUCUACCUUUUACACACAAAUUCACUGAUGGUGAAGCUAGAUGGAAAUGUAGUCUUCGUAAGCGUGGAGGAUGGCAAGGUUACUGGUGACGUACAAAUCAGACAAGAGCCGACAGAGUGUUCUACUGACGAGAUGAAAAGGGAUAAUAUGUCUCAACUUGGACAAGUUGUUCGAUGCCUGCUGGUAAUAUUACAAAAGAAUAAAAGAGGAAAAUGUGCAUGAUAUAGUUUUGGUAAGCAGUGUCUUGGUAGUGUUGGCUCUUAAGAAUAACUCUGAUUUCCAGAGGAUUUACAAAUAUAUUUUUAAUUGUCACAUCAGCUUUGUUCAAAAAGUCGAAUGGUACAUGACGUUGUAUUGAAAUACCUGUUCCGUAUGUUUUUUAUUUGUGUCAUUAAUGGGGUUUAUGGCGCUUGUGUUAAUUAUAUUCAAUGGUGACGGUAACAUUACAUUUCUUAGAAUGGUAUUUCAUGUAAACAAUUUUGCGACAGCUUGGAAAUUAAGUACUGUUUUUAAAUAAUUACUAGUAUAUGAUUUUGUGUAUAUAUAAAAUUAAAUAAAGCCUUUUUCUCAUGUCCAUUACAUUGCUUAGGUAUCCUUGACGUGUUGUAUUAUGUAAAACAAAACAAAGAUAGUCUCAGUAUUUUUUGAGAAAAUCCCUUUUUAAUAAUUAGUCACUUAAAUGUUGUCUGUGUAAGUUUCUCAAACAAACGCGGAACUGCAAUAUAGUUUGUAUGAUACAUUUGAACAUAUACUUAUUUGUUUUUAAUUCCUAUAGUUGAACAAUUCACUGUUAUGUGAUUAUACCGUUAGAUAUUGUGAUGUAAUUUGUACCGUAUAAAUAAAUAUAAAUUUAAUUCUUGACCAUUACCCUUUUUAUACAUAAAUCAUUUAACGUUGUUUUCUAAUUAUUUGUUUGUUUUGGGUUUAACACCAUUUAUCAACAGUAUUUCAGUUGUUUUCUAAUUAAAAUGGUAUUGUGAUUGACAUGUAUUUCUAUUUCAAAUUUAAAUAUCAUUACACAAUUUUAGAAUAAUUUUGUUUUUAUGUAUUCAUUUUUUCAAUGCGAGAUUGUAUUGUUUCUGUAAAAAAUAUUUUAUGCGAGGGAGAAGUAUAAGCAUGUUUGGUAUUGACUUAUCUGGUUGAUGGUACCUCAAGAUAAUUAGAGACUGUCUCAAAUAUGCACGAAUAUUUGUUACCAAGUAUCAUAAUAGACUCCGAAAUUACAACUCAAAACAAGGUCGAAUUCAAUAUGUUACCGUCGACCCUCUACAGAGAUGUUCCGAAAAAGCAACAUCAUAUGUGGUCUAUCUUAUACACAUUUUAUUUAAAUUAUUAGCUGACAUCUAUACUACAAAAAGGUUACCGUCGUCAUAUUUCAGUGUUAAGUAACCUAUAUAUAAAACGAACCUAAGAACAGUUCUUAAGGUAUGUAAUGACGGUUUUGCAUAAAAAUGAACAAUAUAAAAUUGUCCAAAGUCAGCUUGAUUUUACAAAUACAAUUUCUCAGUACCAAACUAGACAUAAAAACGUUUAUUUUAGUUUUCAGUAAAUAUUACUAUCAGGUUAUUUGUGCAAGGAAGCCGUCGUAUGCAAAGAGGUGCUAACUUGGAACACAAUAUACAUGCUUCAUACUUUUUUGAGAAAAGUAUGUGCGAUCAAGGGACGAUUGAAUUAUGUACCCUUUCAAGGAUUACGUCUCACAAAAUGUUUGCAACUCUGCUAAGUAAAAUAUCAUCUGUAUUUCUAAUUUUAUUGACAUCAGUACAUCUAGUAAUUUAUCAAGUUUAGAUAAUGGCUAGUGUAUGUUGGCCGGACCGUGAAUUAGGCUCUGGUAGCCGAUAAAGGAUUUCUUCGACAAAAGAUAGCACUAUUUCUCUGAACAUUAUACUAAAUCAUAAGCAUCGACUCACUAAAUAUAAUUUCCUUGUUAUUGUGCGACCUCUAAGUACAAAUUACCAACAGUUUUAGCACUCUGACAAUAUUGCAAAUGCAUAUAAAACUGGAUGCCCACGGGCAACAUGUCGAGCCCGUCAGCUGUCAAAAGGACUGGGAGUUGCACACGACACUCUGUCGCAUUGAGGCAAACAUUUAUGCCAAAUAAAAAAAAGAUUGCAAAAAGUUACAAUGUAAGUUAUUUGUAGUAACAAUAAAGGGAAGAAAACCUUUAAAAAAAAUUGUAAGUCCACACAAAAACCCUUACCAGUAGAGAUAGGUCAAAAUACACCUCAAAAUUGGAUGUAACAUGCAUGUUGUACUACAGAAAAGUGGUCCUGAUUUUUCCCUACCACCAGUAAUAAAAAAAGUUAAAAUACAAGCUGUUUAUAGUAUCAACAAAGGGAAGUAAUUCUAGGUUCUUGCGCAUGACACUCUGUCUCAUUAUGAUGAACAAUUGUGCCAAGUUACAUCAAAAUCCCUCUAUGCAUGAAAACGAAAUGCUCCGGACAAAGUCAUUCUUGUAUCUGACCUUUGACCUAUAAAUGUGACCUUGACCUUAGAUCUAAGGACCUGGUUCUUGCGCAUGAUACUCUGUCUCAUGAUGGUGAACAUUUAUGCCAAGUUACAUCAAAAUCCCUCCAUGCAUGAAGAAGAAAUGCUCCGGACAAAGUUGUCAUUCUUGUAUACUUUGACCUCUAAAUGUGACCUUGACCUUAGACCUAGGGACUUGGUUCUUGUGCCUGACACUCCGUCUCAUGAUGGUGAACAAUUGUGCCAAGUUGCAUCAAAACCCCUCCAUGCAUGAAGAAGCAAUGCUCCGGACAAAGUCGUUAUUGAAUUUGUCCUUUGACCUCUAAGUGUGACCUUGACCUUGGAGAGAGGAACCUGGGGUUUGCGCAUGCCACUUCGUCUUACUGAGGUUAACAUUCAUGCCAAAUAUAAACAAGAUUGCUCUAUGCAUGUCAAAGUUAUGGUCCGGACAAACAAAUCCGGACGCACGCACGCACGCACGCACUGACGCACGCACGCACAUACACCGAACAGCCAUUUGGACAACUAUGUCUUCGCUUCCGCAAGCGGGCUCGACAAAAAGAUUCACACCAGUUUUCUAAGCACGAUGGAGCAUGUUAAACUGUUUAAAAGUGUAGCCCUUUUCUUGGUUCAUAUUCAAGAAUACAAAAUGUAUUGCCAAUAGAUGACAAAAUAUACAUGUUUAUGCUGAACAACCAUUUUUUAUACGUUAUAGUGUAAUACAUUCAUCUAAACGUUUUCCUAAAACUUACAUCCAAACGUUUUCCUAAAACUUACAUCCAGAGAUAAGACAAAGAGUUAUUACAAUGGGAAAAGAAUGGGAUAUUGAACAUAUAUUUUUUACUUUACUCGUACACUACAUAUAGUGGUAAGUUUAACAGUGUUGUUUUUUGGUGACGGGUUUACCCCGCUACCAAAGUAACAAGUCUAUUUCUGACAAUCAUAUUGAAGCUUUAUUUUAUUCCAAUUCAUGUCAAAUAGGUGUUCAUGCGCUACACAAAAUAGUCCCAUUCAUGAACUUUGCGGAUGAAUUAUCAAUGAACAAGCAAUUCUAAUUCAACCUGUAUCCAUUCAAACUGACCAUUUAGAUUAUAUAAAAUCUAUCAAUGAUACGGUAUUCCAAUCCAUGCUUACCUCACUGAUUUACAGCUGGCAAUUUUGAUAAGUUCAUGUAAGGUCAGGCAGGGUUCAGCUUAGAUAUCACGCAUAUUUGUAUUUGUUUCUAACACAUGUAUAUUUAUAGUUUGGCAUUUGCUUUGAUACCAGUAGAGUGUAACCAAUAGAUAGAUAUAUUACAUUGUAUCUACAACGCAAUUCAUAAGUGAGAUAUUUAUAAAGGAAAGGUGAUGAAUGCUAAUAUUUCACAGUGAAGUUUUGUUUCUUGAUAUGAAUGCAAAGUAUUUGCUGUCUUUGUUAUGCUCCCCGAAGGCAAAGCAUAUAGUCGACGCUUCGUCCGUCCGUCCGUCCGUCCCGCAAUUCUUGUCUGGAGUAUUUCUCAAAAACCACUGAUUGAAAUUUAAGGAAACUUCAUAGGAAGCUCCACUAUGAAGAGGAGAUGCGCAUAUUGUCUUCGUGUUCCUGUCAAAUGAUUUUCCACAGAUUUAUUGCCCUUUAAUUAUUCAUUAGUAGUAUAAUAUAGUGCCAUUCUUGUCCGGAGUGUUUCCCAGCAACCACUGGUUUGAGUUUAGCCACAAUUCAUAGGAUGGCUGUUCGUCAAGUUGAGCUAUGCAAAUUGUCUUCAUGUUGCGGCCGGAUUAUUUUUCACAGACUUAUUGCCCUUUGAUUUUUCAAUAAUACUGUACUAUAGUACAAUUCCUGUACAGAGUAUUCCUCUGCAACCACUGGUUGGAAUUCAGCUUAACUUCAUAGGAAGCUUCGCUAUUCAGAGGAAAUGAGUACUGUAUAUUGUCUUUGUGUUCUGGUCAAAUGAUUUUUCACCAAGUUAUUGCCUUUUGAUUAUUUAACAUUAGUAUGCUAUGGAACAGCAGUUGUAGCAAUAACUGGUUAUAAUUCUGCCAAACUUCAUAGGAAGCUUCACUAUCAAGAGAAGAUGCGUAUAUUAUCUUUGUGUUUCGGUCGGAUGUGUUUUCGCUAUUGCCCUUUGAAUAUCUACAGUACAAUGUCUUGUGCGGAAUAUUCCUCAACAACCACUUUCUGAAAUUCAUCAAAACUUCAUGGAAAGCUUAAAGCACAAAAAGAGUGCGCAUAUUUUCUUUAUGAUUUUUCACUGAGUUACUGCCUUUUUAGUAUUGAACAUAGUAUACUCUACAUUUGUAGUACAAUUUCUUGUCCGGAGUGUUCUCCAGCAACCAAUGGCUGCAAUUCACAGAAACGUCGUAGGAAACUUCACUUUCGAUAGGAGAUGCGCAUAUGAUCUGCAUGUUUUGUUUAGAUGAAUUUCACUGAGUUAUUCCCUUUUGAAUAUUCAACAUUAGUAAACUAUAGUGUCAUAAUCGUCAUGAAUUCCACUUUUGUUGUUUCGAAUUUAAUUUGUAAUAAUGCAUAUUUCGGGGAGCAUCCAUCGGUUUUAUUUCAUAUAGUUACAUUUUGUACAGUUGACAUGACAUUUUUAAUAGUCAAAAUGUAAAUUAAACAGAAAGUAUAUUUAUCAAAACCCGCCACCACCAGAUAUCUCAAGGCUUUGAUUUACGAUAGUAUGCAUGCAAGUAUUUAAUUCCUUUAAACAAGAAGCAAACCUGUAUACCCUGCUGAAAUACGUUUUCUUGUUUGUUUAUAUUACUACAUACACAGCUCCGCAAAAACAGAUUAAAGAUGAUGCGAUAACAUAGGAUUAUCUUGUGCGUACUUGUAAUGAAAAAUGUACUAUGAGAGUUAUUCAUUGACUUCUUCGAAUUGCUCGAUAAAGUCGGGUAAAUUUGCUUAAAGUGACCUGUACGUUUGAAACAUGAUUGUAACAUAUGUACUUUUACAGGUAAGGCCAUAUUUUGUUAAAAGCUUGUUCUGGAUUUUAACACAAAUGACGCUUAUUGUAGGAUUUAGGAGAAAAGCAUCAAUGAGUCUAACACUUUAUUAGUUAUCGCACCAUCAGCGAUUAAUUGUAGAGGGGUCAAUCAUAAAACAAGGUUACAUUGUACCAGUUCAGUUCCUUCUUUAUUUCAUAUAAAUCUUCAUACCUCAUUUUCAGCACUUUAGAGCAUUUCAAUGAUAUAAAAACGAUAUAUAAACAUUUAGUACGACAUGUCUUCUUACCAAAAAUAAACAAUAUUAAGACGUCUUUUUAGUAUAAGAAAAAUAAUCUGUUCUGAAAAACAUAACUUUCCGAAAAUGCUCUUAUGAAAAUUGCCGUUUAGUAAUAACGCGUAUAUAGACAUAUUCUUAAUGAAUAAAACUAAAACUUGGAAAUUCACAAUGAGAGUGCACUAGAUUUAUUUUUUUGCAAAGGCGCGGAGUAUUUGUGAUGGCUUUUUGUGAGAUCAGUGUGCAGUGUAUGUCGUAAAUGACGAUUUUUUCCUUUCGAUUUGCGAAAUUUCAAAUUUUUAUCUUUAAUGUCUGAUAUGGCCAUUAAUAAUGGCAUCAGAUUAAACAACACAAACGAGAAAAAUAAGUUUCACUAGAAAAAAGAAGCAGGAAAGGAAUCAAAGAGCAGCAAAGAAAGCAUUUUGUGUCGGACAUCACUUUAAAAAUUCCUUUCGUUUUCAGUUUGAUGGAUGCGCCAGAAAAAAAGUUACCCUUUUCGUUUGUAAUAAUUUUAUUUUUUAUUUUAUUUUAAAUAUUGAUUUAUUAUAUUAUAGUCAUAGUUAUUUGUCACAUUUAUUUCAUAUGGUAGGGGUUAUAGGCCUUUUAUUCCAACCGAAAUUCCGGAUACUGCUUUGUACAGUUAAUUUAUGCUAAUUUUUAAACCUUUUAAUUAUGUUACUUUUUUUGGUACAGUAUAUAAGUAAGUUUUAUACAAACUACUUCUGUAUUAGUAUUUGUUAAGAACUGUUGUGCAUUUGUAAAUGAUUGUUGUAUGUUGUAUACUGUGUUGUUACUAUACAUGUAUUUUAUCUCACUCUGCAACUGCUUAAAGGUACAAGGUUCUGUCAUCUUAAUGUAGGCAUGACUAUUUCCGUUCCUCUUUUGGUAAUCAACACAAACUUAUUACACAAUACGUACGCCUGGAACAAACAUCUAUAAACAGUUUCUUAUAUUUUUUGUUUUAUAUUUUAAUUAUGUUCUAUGUGUUUAAUGUUUGAUAUGAAUUAUUAUUAUACAAAUGUCACCUGACAAUAAGGCAAAUAACUGGUCUUUGAACCAAGGUGGCUUGCAUUUUAAAGUAUCCUUGCUCUAUUAUCUCAAUGUAUGCUUCCUUCAGGCUGACCUUUAGCAAUAACUGGCUUUCUUGAGAGGUGGCUGAUUGCACAAAAUUGACCGUUUGUCCUUCCGAAAUACCAUUUGAUCAGUGUAUGACUGUAUAUAGUGGUAAAGGUGUUUAUACUAAUGACCUGUUUAGUUAACAUUCAUUUCUGCAUAUUCAGAAGCUGUUCUACUAAGGAAGAGGUGAAGAAAACAACAACAACAACAACAACAAUACCCUCUAAGUAAAUACAACAACGUAAUCUUCAACAUAUAACAAUUGGGUUAUAAUUUUCUUGUUUCUAGGCGGAAUAUAAUGAUGUUUCUUGUGUUCCAUUCAUUGUACAUUAUAGUGCUUCCUCCUCAUUUAACUUGAAAGUAUAAUACAGAGCCCACAUUCUUGAUUAGAUGUUUAUCAGAAUAAUGGUUUUGAUAACAUCUGAGCUAAGUUUGAAACUCAGUUAUUUCGGAUGAACCACUACGUAUGCCUGAAUUUAGGCACAACCUUGUGUACGCAAUACAUUUAAUCCCAUAUACCGAAACUUAGAGGUCAAUUUCGCAUAUGGGUCAUUAUCAGUCAAUAAUUAGGCCACUAAGUACAACAAAAAAAUCCUGCUAACACUACAAAGGCAAUGUUUUUUCUCCAACAUUCAUGUUUGCCUAGGGUCUACAACAAAGACACCAGGAUCAUUAUAUCAUCUCCUGUUCUAUCAGUUCUACAUACACUACUUUGUUUGGCGCGGAGUUUCCCUUUGCUGCAUUUUGCAGCAACUUUCGUACUUGUAUGCUUUUCAGUAAAAACAUUGAACUACAUUUUGGACUACCUCACAUGAGAAGUCACUUCUUAUUUGUUGUAACCAGUCCACAAAUAAGGGACAAGGAAUUAACGGACAAGUUGUCUGUAUAUUGGAUCAAACAAAUUUUAACGCUCCUUUAAUAUUUUUGCACUAUUUGUCAUAGUACUGAAAUUACAUUUAUGUAAUUCUUGCACAGUCAAACAAAUAUACCAAAUAUAAUUUAAGUGUUCCGCUAAACCAUAGGAGUCAGCAUGAUUUGUUAAACUUAACAGUAUCACCAAUAUUUAGAUCGACAUCAAAACUGAAAUUAGUGUAAAUAUUUUAAUAUUUUAUGAACUGUCGAUUAGCAGUAUCUUUCUUUCAUUUUUUCUUUUCCUUUUUUUCCUUUUUGGCUGAAUUUUCUUAAACUGAUUUUCACAAAACAAAAAUAAUCGUAAAACCAGUGAAAUUAAUGCACUGUUACUGGCUUUAGAGUUAAGUAAGUUAUAACGAAAAUAUAAUUUAACCAGUUUUGCCGCUGCUAGAAAGACAUACAAAAUGUAAGACUUGAAAGAAAUAAGUGUAAGUGUAAUUUAGUUGUUUUUUUUCCAAUGUUAAAUGUUUCAAUCAGACAAUUUUUCACUUCCUAUUUCAUAAAAUAAUAAUAUUUCAUUGAUUGGGAUAUGUUCUCUGAAACUAUUUUGUUCCACUUCAAUACUUGCAAUACGUUGAAUUGUUCUUGGAAAUUAGGGUAGUUAGCAACUAUGUUCAGCAUAUGUUGCAACAUAGCUCAUAUUAACAUCAACAAAAUAGAAUAAUGCAAAUAUUUCAUUUAAUUGAAUGUAUGACCAUUCCUCAGUUUUAAAAAGUCACAGAAAUACAGAUGAAUGUUUCGGCCUCACAAGUUGAUCAGUUACCAUUUAUAAUGAUACAGAUAGGUCGAAUUUGAAUUUUCACUGAUACAUGGUCAAAUAUCCAAUCAGAGAAACGUGUCUUUUUAACAUAAUGUUCCUGUCCUUAAACGACAUUUGCAAGAUUGUUUUUUAUAUGUAUUUUUGUGGCUUAUUAUGAAGUAAGAUAUAAUAACUGUGUUAAGAGUAUUACAAAACUAUGCUUUGUUAGUUAUUUCACUACUUUUUAUACAUAUGUAGCAAUAAAUUCAUUCCUCUACUA